Molecule: messenger RNA, 515 nt
Organism: Lathyrus oleraceus (garden pea)
Lineage: Eukaryota; Viridiplantae; Streptophyta; Magnoliopsida; Fabales; Fabaceae
Product: non-specific lipid-transfer protein A-like
Exons: 2
Coding region: 19-366 (115 amino acids)
Biological process (GO): lipid transport
Molecular function (GO): lipid binding
Source: RefSeq, a predicted model, not a curated record
GUAAGUUUAAAAAACCAGAUGAAGAACUUGAGUAUGAUUCUAACGUUGCUAGUGCUAUUGCUCCUCACUAUGGAGCAAGGGAAUGCUUUUGAUUGUGAACAAGCAAAGACAUCUGUAGAGCCUUGUACCUCAUUCCUCGUCGGUGAUGAUGCCGAGCCAUCAGCUAGUUGUUGCAGUGGCCUUAAUGGUCUGAAAUCUUCAACACCCACUGUUGAUGAACAACGUGCCGCAUGUGAAUGCUUAAAAGAAUUUGCUCGUAGCAACCCUAACAUCAAAGACGACUUAUCUCUCUCACUUCCCAAACAUUGCGGUGUUGAUGUCAGUUUUCCGAUAAACAAAAACAUGAAUUGCAAUGACAUUCAGUGAACUAAAUGGAGAAAAUAAUAAACUAAACAGGGUGGACACUUGGUUGUUCUUAUAAAAAUAAUACAACCCUGUGUAAUACGUGUAAUAUGUUCUAUGAUGUUGUAAUAUAAAAAAGUUGAUGUUAAUAAAUAAUAUGAUAUUUAUGUUUA